AAUACAAAUAUUUGAGCAAACAAGUAUAAACUCAGUCCUACAUCAUGUGUGAUUCAUGGAUAACUAUGGAGAAAAGAAUAAUAUAUUAACAAGGGGCACCUGCUGAUUAGAAUGCUUUUUCUCGCAAUCACUUGAUGUGUUGAUGUUUUUGUUGGAUGUUGGUCCUUUGCUCUUAUAUGUUUUUACUAAAUUUUGACACACCAGCACUUAAACAGCAGACUUUUUCUAGAAACACAGAACUUCUGUUCAGGAAAUGAUAACAUUCAAAGCAAUUGGCAAAUCGAGCCAUUGUCUCUUCGCAGCUUUUCGUGAUACAGUUGAGAAUAAAAAGAGGAAGCAUUUAAAUGCUAGACUGAAUUGCCAUUAGAAGAGCUGGGGGAGUGCCUGUGCCUUCAGCAAAUUUGUAGAAAGAUCUGGCUCUGAAGGUUACUUUAUUGGACCUGCACUUCUCUGUGGGUUAACAACUGAUCGGUCACUUGAGACAGAAUGCCUUCCUACACUGUAACGGUGACCACGGGCAGCCAAUGGUUUGCUGGCACGGAUGAUUAUAUUUACCUUACACUUGUGGGUUCCAAAGGGUGCAGUGAGAAGCAUCUUCUUGAUAAAGCCUUCUACAAUGAUUUUGAAAGAGGAGCGAUCGAUUCCUAUGAUAUAACAGAAUCAGAAGACAUUGGAGACAUUCAGCUUUUAAAGCUGGAAAAACACAAAUACUGGUACAAGGAUGACUGGUACUGCCGACAUAUAACUGUCAAAACACCAUCUGGAGAUUAUCUUGAGUUUCCGUGCUACAGGUGGAUCACCAAUGACAAGGAGGUAGUUCUUCGAGAAGGAAAAGCAAAAUUGUCUCGAGAUGAUGUUACUCAAGUCCUUAAGCAGCACAGACGAAAAGAACUGCAAGAAAGGCAAAAAUUGUACAGGUGGAAAGAGUGGUAUCCUGGUUUCCCCCUGAGCAUUGAUGCACAUUCUCACAGUGACUUGCCACAUGACAUUCAAUUUGACAGUGAAAAAGGAGUUGAUUUCAUCUUAAAUUACACCAAAGCGAUGGAAAACCUCUUUGUUAACAGCUUCAUGCACAUGUUCCAGUCGUCAUGGAAUGACUUUGCUGACUUUGAGAAGAUCUUUGUUAGAAUCAGCAAUACAAUUUCAGAAUAUGUGAUGCAACAUUGGAAGGAAGAUUUUAUGUUUGGAUACCAGUUUCUGAAUGGCUGCAACCCUGUGAUGAUUACAAAAUGCAAAAAAAUCCCUGCUAAUUUCCCUGUUACAAAUGAAAUGGUAGAAUGCAGCCUGGAACGGAAUCUGACUUUAGAGCAAGAAAUUGAGAAGGGAAAUAUUUUUAUUGUUGAUUACCAUCUUCUGGAUGGCAUCUCUGCCAACAAAACUGACCCCUGCACAAUGCAAUACAUUGCCGCUCCCAUCUGUUUGUUAUACAAGAAUCUGGAAAACAAGAUUGUCCCAAUUGCAAUACAGCUAAAUCAAGAGCCUGGACCAGAAAACCCAAUAUUUCUGCCAUCAGAUGCACAUUAUGACUGGUUAUUAGCUAAAAUAUGGGUGCGUUCAUCUGACUUCCAUGUGCACCAAACUAUAAGCCACCUCUUGAGGUCUCAUCUUCUUUCAGAGGUUUUCGCAAUUGCAUUGUAUCGGCAGUUGCCUGCUGUUCACCCUGUUUUUAAGCUCCUAAUACACCAUGUGCGUUUCACUAUUGCCAUCAAUACAAAAGCUCGGGAGCAACUCAUCUGUGAAUGUGGUCUGUUUGAUAAGGCAAAUGCCACUGGGGGUGGAGGGCAUGUGGAGCUGCUGCUACGUGCAAUGAAGUAUUUUACAUAUGAAUCCCUUUGCUUACCUGAAGCAAUCCAAAUGAGGGGAAUGGAAAAUACAGAAGAGAUUCCAUAUUAUUUCUAUAGAGAUGAUGGCUUAAAGGUUUGGGAAGCAACACAAAACUUUGUGAGAGAUGUGGUGAACAUUUACUAUGCAAGUGACCAGAUUGUGUGUGAGGAUGAAGAACUUCAAGCUUUUGUGAAGGAUGUUUUUGUGUAUGGACUUCGGGACAAUAAAGAGUCAGGAUUUCCCAAAGUUAUUAAGACCAAAGACAAAUUAAUUGAAUAUCUGACAUUAGUGAUAUUCACUGCAUCCGGACAGCAUGCAGCUGUGAAUUUUGGGCAGUAUGACUGGUGUUCAUGGAUUCCAAAUUCCCCUCCUACAAUGCGUCAGCCUCCACCCACUGAGAAGGGUGUUGUCACAAUUGAGUUUAUUAUUGAAAGCCUGCCAGACAGAGGGCGCUCUUGCUGGCACCUUGGAGCUGUGUGGGCAUUAAGUCAGUUCCAGGAUAAUGAGAUAUUUCUCGGUUACUACCCAGAUGAACAUUUUGUUGAGAAAUCAGUUAAGGAAGCGAUGGUGAAAUUCAGAAAGAAUCUUGAGGAAAUCACCAGUUUCAUCCAAGACCGGAACAAGAACAAGAAGCUGCCCUAUUAUUAUGUCUCGCCAGACAGGAUCCCAAAUAGCGUUGCUGUCUAAGUAAAGAUGUAAAAUUAUAAAACAAGUAACAAAAAUAGAAUGAAAUCAAACCUCUUGGGAAAUCAUAUGAAAGUAUACGUGCUAUCAUAGUCAUUGGAUGCACUUCAGAAACAACAGGCAAUGUUAGGUACAGACAGACAAAAAGACUUCCUCCAAUGUCACCUUGAGUUUUGGUGAGGUGUAAGCAGGGGCCCUAUGGGGGGGGGUAUACGGGUGGUAUGUUGAAGAAUGGGAGCACAGACUGCUGCAACAGGGAUGGGACUUUCUGAGAAAAGGCAUCUUUGGGACUAAAGGUGGCCAUAGACACAAAGAUCCGCUCGUUUGGCGACAUCGCCAA
Xenopus laevis (African clawed frog) is the source of this 2848-nucleotide messenger RNA. It is a transcript of the gene alox5.S, whose product is annotated as arachidonate 5-lipoxygenase S homeolog. The coding region runs from base 487 to 2511 and encodes 674 amino acids. NCBI's taxonomy places the organism in Eukaryota, Metazoa, Chordata, Amphibia, Anura, Pipidae. The record is from RefSeq and is a predicted model, not a curated record. The transcript is spliced from 15 exons.